UCAUAAAUAAAGCAAAUAAAGAACGUGUUGCCCGCGUGUUAACCAUAAACAAUUUGCAUGCGUCGUUUGAAGAAACUUGCGAAGAGUCACAGCGUGACGGGUACGCAAGAAAACGAUGCAGCGGCGACGGCAACAACAACAACAACAGCGGCAGCUGCGUCCGAUCCGGCGGCCCCGAAAGAUGCCAACGGCGGGGGCGAUACGCUACUUAAUGUGGACAUCUUUAAGCAUUUCGACAAAUCCGGCCGCAGCGAAUUCAUAAAAUACCUGAAGCAACAGCUGCAGGAUAGUCCGGAGAGUCCAGUGUUCGACCAGCAUGGCACAUUCAAGCACGGCGUCUCGAAUGCCAUCUACGAGCUGCUCUGGCAGGCAUUGCGCUACAAGCUCAAAAAGGAUGUCGUGCUGCACGUGCUCACAGAUGUUGUGGCGCUGCACAAGGAGUUUCCCAGUCUGAUACUGGACGUGGUCAACAUACUGGACAGCGAAACGUCCUUGAUGACCGAAGGUCUGCAGGAGGAGCGCCAUGGUUUUGUGCAAAUUGUCAAGGAUCUGGACAAGGUGCUGCCGGAGAGCUUGCUCAAGGAGCGCCUGGAAAUUGAUACCUUACAGGAAGUCGGCAUUGUCAAGAACAAGAGUUUCUACACGAAGUUUAUCAAAGUCAAGACUAAGCUCUACUAUAAGCAGCGCCGCUUCAACCUGUUUCGCGAGGAGAGCGAGGGCUUUGCCAAGCUCAUCACAGAACUGAAUCAGGACUUUGAGGAGCACACAACCCCCGAUGCCAUAAUGGACAUAAUUAAAUCCCUGAUAGGCUGUUUUAAUCUGGAUCCUAAUCGCGUGCUGGAUAUUAUCAUUGAAUCGUUUGAGACGCGCCCCGAUCGCUGGAAGCUUUUUAUACCCUUGCUGCGCAGCUAUAUGCCCACCGGCGCCAUCAUUUGCGAAGUGCUAGGCUACAAAUUCUGCCACUUUAGGGCAACGCGCACUCCGCGCUCCCUGUACCAUGUUUGCGCUCUGCUGUUGAAGCACGGCGUCAUCGAGCUGAACGAUGUUUAUGUCUGGCUAACGCCGAAUGAUGGCAGCAUACGUGCCAACUGGGAGGAGGAGCUGGCCGAGGCGAGAGAAAUGGUCCGGAAGCUCCAUGUGAUUUCCACCAACAAGAAAGAAGAGGACAAAGAACCACCAGCACCACCAACUACCAAGAAAUUCGAUGAGGAGAAAUACAAUGCCAAUCAAAAGUUUGGUCUGUGCGAGGCUCUGCUCAAGGUUGGCGACUGGGAGAACGCGCUCAAAAUUAUACAAAAACUGCCGGAUCAGUCGGUUGUCGUGCAGGAGCCCAUUGCACGAGGCAUUGUGGAGCUGGUGCAUCUGUCGGUCGAGCAGAUCUACUACAAGAAAUGCUUUAAGGCACCCGCUGGCCGCAAGCCCAGCCGCAAUCGGCUGUACGAGGAUGCCGCGCUGGUUGCCAAGCUGCAGGCGCAGGAGUUUGCCGAUCUGCGCAAGUACACAUGGCCCAUGGCCAAUGUGCUGGGUCCGGCAAUGCACUGCGAUACGGUUCUGAUGUACAAACUGGUGCGCAUUAUGGGCAAAAUAUUACUGGACAUGGGCGUGGACAAUCUUAACGGACCGCCGCCAAAUACGGAGCUGGAGCAGCAUUAUUACGAUAUCAUCAGCUGCCUGGAUGCGAGCAUAUUGCCCUCGCUGCUUUAUCUGGACAGCAAUUGCUCCAUGUCCGAGGAGAUCUGGGCUGUGCUCAAAUUCUUUCCAUAUCACUUGCGCUACAGCAUGUAUGCACGCUGGAAGAACGACAGCUAUCAGCUGCAUCCGAAUCUGAUACGACGCUGCGGCCUGGCGCAGCGGGAUAUCAAGGCGCUGAUGAAGCGCGUCAGCAAGGAGAAUGUAAAGCCGCUGGGGCGUCUGGUGGGCAAAUAUAGCCACUGUACGCCCGGACUGCUCUUCGAUUAUAUCCUGGUUCAGAUUCAAAUAUAUGACAAUUUAAUCGGACCCGUCUGCGACAUGCUCAAGUACUUGACUGCCUUGUCCUUUGACUGUCUGGGCUAUUGCAUCAUUGAGUCGCUGACGAUGACGGGUCGCGGGCGCUUCAAGGAUGACGGCACCUCGCUCUCGCUGUGGCUGCAGAGCCUUGCUUCCUUCUGUGGCACCAUCUACAAAAAGUACAGCAUCGAGAUGAGCGGCCUGCUGCAGUAUGUGGCCAAUCAGCUCAAGUCACAGAAGAGUCUCGAUUUGCUGGUGCUGCGCGAGCUGGUCCACAAAAUGGCCGGCGUCGAGUCCUGCGAGGAGAUGACAAACGAUCAGCUGCAGGCGCUUUGCGGCGGCGAACAGCUGCGCGGCGAGGCUGGCUACUUUAGUCAGGUGCGGAACACUAAGAAGUCAUCGAAUCGUUUGAAGGAGGCAUUGGCCAACAACGAUCUCGCCGUCACACUUUGCCUGCUGAUGGCCCAGCAGAAGCACUGCGUCAUCUUUCGAGAGACGGCCGCGCACAGCCAUCUGAAGCUGGUGGGCAGUCUGUAUGAUCAGUGCCAGGAUGCCUUGGUGCAGUUUGGCACAUUUCUGGGCUCCACCUAUUCGGUGGAUGAGUAUGUCGAACGCCUGCCAUCGAUUAUCACAAUGCUGCGCGAAUAUCACAUUAACACAGACGUCGCCUUCUUUCUGGCACGGCCCAUGUUCACGCAUCAGAUUAACCAAAAAUACGAUCAACUGCGCAAGGCGGAUCCCAAUGCCAAGAAGCUGACGACGGCGCAAAAGCUGCAAAAAUAUCUGGAAGCCACGCAGUUGAUAAUGAAUCCCAUUGUAGAGUCGGUGCGACCGCUGCACAGCUCCAAAGUGUGGGAGGACAUAAGCCCACAGUUUCUGGUUACCUUCUGGAGCCUGAGCAUGUACGAUCUGCAUGUGCCCAACGAGAUCUAUCAGCGGGAAAUUGGCAAGCUAAAGCAGCUGGCACAGCAGGCUGCCGAGGGCAAGGAUUCGAACCAAUCGAAAAACAAAAAGGAACAGGAGCGUUACAUUGCGCUCAUGGAGAAGCUGAACGAUGAGCGCAAGAAGCAGCACGAGCAUGUGGACAAGAUACUGCAGCGCCUGCAGGAGCAGAAGGAUGGCUGGUUCCUGUUGCGCUCGGCCAAGUCGGCCAAAAACGAUACCAUUACACAGUUCCUGCAAUUGUGCCUCUUCCCGCGCUGCACCUUCACCGCGCUCGAUGCGCUCUACUGUGCCAAGUUCGUGCAGACUAUACACAAUCUAAAGACAGCCAAUUUCUCCACGCUGCUCUGCUACGAUCGGCUGUUCUGCGACAUUACGUACUCGGUGACAUCGUGCACGGAGGGCGAGGCGACGCGUUAUGGUCGCUUUUUGUGUGCCAUGCUGGAGACGGUGAUGCGUUGGCAUGCGGAUCAGGCGGUCUUUAACAAGGAAUGCGCCAAUUAUCCCGGCUUUGUGACCAAAUUCCGUGUCAGCAAUCAGUUCUCGGAGGCCAACGAUCACGUGGGCUACGAGAAUUAUCGACACGUGUGCCACAAAUGGCAUUAUAAGAUCACCAAGGCGAUUGUGUUCUGUUUGGACUCCAAGGACUUUAUGCAGAUACGCAAUGCGCUUAUCAUACUGAUGCGCAUACUGCCCCAUUAUCCGGUGCUCUCGAAGCUAGCGCAGAUCAUUGAACGCAAGGUGGACAAGGUGCGCGAGGAGGAGAAAACCAAGCGACCCGAUCUGUUUGCCAUCGCCUCCAGCUAUAUUGGCCAGCUGAAGCUGAAGUCGCCGCACAUGUUCAAGGAGAGCGACUUCCAUCAGGUGGCCGAGCGGCCCGUUAAGGAACCGGUGCCUGCGCCGCCCGGCACCGGCACGGUCAAGCUGCUGACCGGCGACAAGGUGAAUGCCACGACUGCCUCAGCGACGUCCACGCCCACAACGAAAGCAGCUCCCGGUGCGCCGUUCUAUGAGCAAAAGGCGGGCGUCAAGGAGCCGGACGCCAAGGCUGUUCAACCGAUGCGCGGCGAGGUCAAGCUCGUCAAACCGGAGGGCAGCAGCACGGUGUCUGUGGUGUCCAUCUCGAAGUCCGUUUCGGCGCCGUCCAACAGCGAACGCGAGAGCAAACGGGAUGCGGCAACGGCAGCGUUGCGGGAACCACAAUCCCAUCGCAGCAUGGAUGCCAGGGAGGAGCUGCAGUCUAGUGCCAACAACAACAACAGCAACAACAACCCGAGCAGCAGCAACAACAACCCGAGCAGCAACAACAACAACCCAAGCAACAACAGCAAUGGCAAUCAAAGCGAACGUCGCAGCCGUGAACGGGAUCGGGAGCGCGAGGAACGGCACAGCAUGAGCAGCACGCGCAGCUCGCAACGGGACAGCAAUCGGAACAGCAACAGCAACAGCAACAAGGAACGCACCGAGGCCGAGCUGCAGCAGCGCGCACGCGAACGUUCCCAGCGUCUCGAGGAGCUGGAGGCGGCGGCCGCGCUGCGUGCACAGAAACGUGAGAAGCUAUCGCGACGCAGCGACGAGCGCAGCCAGCAUCGGCACGAUGGCGUCGAGACGGUCGAUCUGGUCACCGGCAGCGGCGGCAGCAGCAGCCAGGAGCAUCGCCACUACGACGACUACGAAGGACGCCAGCGAGAUCGCGACCUCAGUUCCGUCUCCAACGAGAGCAACGGUUCGCUGCAGCAUCGACGCAGUCACGAGACAAUUGAAUAUGAUAAAGAUUCUAAACGUCGUAAAUUGGAAUCGUCGUCGAGCAGUUCAAAGAAGGUGGAGGAGCUCGUCGAUAGCGUGAAGAAGGCGCGCGGCCUCAAAACCAAAGAGCGCAACAAGGAUAAGAUGUCCGAUGAGGAGCGUGACGCGCGCAAGGAUCGCAAGCUGGGUCGGAAACGGGAUCGCAACGAGGAGUCCGGCAGCAGUGAUCACAAGCGUCGGCGUGAAGCACAAAACGGCGAUGAUGACAUGCGCGAACGGGAUCGCCAUAGAGACAAAUCAUCCCGAGAACGUUCGCACGACAAGUUUGAUAGGGAACGCGGCGGCGGCGGCGGCGGUGGUGGAGGUGGAGGUGGAGGCAGUUCGCGUGGUGAUGAUCGACAAUACAGCAUCUCGAAGUCGACACGCUCAUCGAGAAUGAACUACUGAACGCAUGCGGGAAAGCAUCUCUUCCCGUAUUGUGAAGCGCAUUUGAUUUAAGAAUAAAAAAUAGAAAAACAAAAAACGAA
This is a messenger RNA of Drosophila novamexicana, 5204 nucleotides long. It is a transcript of the gene tho2, whose product is annotated as THO complex subunit 2. Gene Ontology annotation, biological process: mRNA export from nucleus; mRNA processing. Gene Ontology annotation, cellular component: THO complex part of transcription export complex. Gene Ontology annotation, molecular function: mRNA binding. Bases 58 to 5124 code for a protein of 1688 amino acids. The transcript has 16 exons. The record is from RefSeq and is a predicted model, not a curated record. NCBI's taxonomy places the organism in Eukaryota, Metazoa, Arthropoda, Insecta, Diptera, Drosophilidae.